GCUCAAUUAAAAAGCAAAACCUCCCACCAAAAAUAAAAUCCCCCAAGUCAUCAUUUCCUGCCCCCAAACUCAAAACCCUAAUCCAACGAAUUGUUCCUCUCGUCUUCCACAAAUUUACCCCUUUUUUCUCAAUUAAUCCCCUCCAUUUCCCGAAUGAUCAUUCCCUGGUGAAAAUUCACCUCACAUUCUCCCAAAUUUCCCCCCAAAAAAGUCCGUCACCGAAAUGACAGACCCCCAGAGGCCAGCUGCGCCGUCUGCGGACAACAAAAACGCUCUUUUAUCUCCGACAAGCUCCCGCUCCGUCACUGAGACGGUGAAUGGGUCCCAUAAGUUUGUAAUUCAGGGGUAUUCUUUGGCGAAAGGCAUGGGAAUCGGUAAGCACAUCGCCAGCGAUAAUUUUACAGUCGGAGGGUAUCAAUGGGCGAUUUAUUUCUACCCCGACGGCAAGAAUCCCGAGGAUAAUUCGACUUAUGUGUCCGUUUUCAUCGCAUUAGCGAGUGAAGGCACCGAUGUUAGGGCUUUGUUUGAAUUGACGCUAAUGGAUCAGAGUGGAAAAGGGAAACAUAAGGUUCAUAGUCAUUUCGAUCGCUCGCUUGAGAGUGGACCUUACACCUUAAAAUACCGUGGGAGCAUGUGGGGUUAUAAACGGUUUUUCAGACGAGCAAUGCUUGAAAGUUCAGAUUAUCUCAAGGAUGAUUGCUUGAAAAUCAAUUGUACUGUUGGAGUCGUGGUCUCUGCAAUAGACUGUUCAAGGCUACAUUCAAUUCAGGUCCCUGAUUCUGAUAUUGGAGCACAUUUCGGCAUGCUGUUGGAAAACAUGGAAGGUUCGGACAUUAUUUUUAACGUGUCUGGUGAAACAUUUCAUGCCCAUAAAUUGGUAUUGGCUGCUCGUUCCCCUAUAUUUCGCUCCGACUUUUUUGAUGGUUCAGAAGGCAAUCUUCAGGAAAUUAUGGUUACCGAUAUGGAACCCAAGGUCUUUGAGGCUAUGCUGCAUUUCAUAUAUAGAGAUACUCUUGUAGAAGAUGAGCUGGUAGCUUCUAGCUCUUCUUCUAAUCCUUCUGAUUCAUUGACGGCGAAGUUGCUGGCAGCAGCUGAUCGAUAUGAUUUGGGAAGGCUAAGAAGGAUGUGUGAAUCCUAUCUCUGCAAGGAGAUAUGUGUGAACUCUGUUGCUAAAACUCUUGCCCUGGCUGACUGCUAUCAUGCUGCAGAAUUAAAAGCUGUUUGCCUCAGAUUUGCUGCUGAAAACCUUGCUGCAAACUGGAAAUAUGAGCAUUGGCAUUCAGACUAUUCAAUAUUUCAUGUUCUGUGGAAUUAAAAUCCCAGAUCACAUUCCAGUGCAGUUUCACUUCCUGCCUAUCAAGCAGUCCUAAGAGGAUGAAGCUGUAAACUGUGCUUUCUGCUUCACUAAAAAAGAGUCUCCUAUUCAGGAAGUCAGACUAAUAAUCCUAGCGACUUGUUUUUAGACUUGAGAUUUAGCUACCUGUCAUCUUUGUUUCUUGGUAAACUUUGAGGCUGGUUGAUACAAAACUUUCCUUGCUGUUGUUUCUUCCUUUUUAAAGGUUAAUACUUGUUUGAUAGCUCGAGGGAUGAAGUUGUACCUACACCUACUGCAUCCUUGUUUAGUUCUUUUCUUCCA
This is a messenger RNA of Coffea eugenioides, 1636 nucleotides long. Its product is annotated as BTB/POZ and MATH domain-containing protein 4. The record is from RefSeq and is a predicted model, not a curated record. The transcript is spliced from 4 exons. Gene Ontology annotation, molecular function: protein binding. Lineage: Eukaryota; Viridiplantae; Streptophyta; Magnoliopsida; Gentianales; Rubiaceae. Gene Ontology annotation, biological process: protein ubiquitination. Bases 224 to 1315 code for a protein of 363 amino acids.